Messenger RNA from Bacillus rossius redtenbacheri, 20890 nucleotides. Its product is annotated as post-GPI attachment to proteins factor 2-like. Gene Ontology annotation, biological process: GPI anchor biosynthetic process. NCBI's taxonomy places the organism in Eukaryota, Metazoa, Arthropoda, Insecta, Phasmatodea, Bacillidae. The transcript is spliced from 4 exons. The coding region runs from base 374 to 1144 and encodes 256 amino acids. The record is from RefSeq and is a predicted model, not a curated record. Gene Ontology annotation, cellular component: endoplasmic reticulum membrane; Golgi membrane.
CAAAGAGACCGCGCCUCUAUUUCGUCUCUGGUUCACUUAUAUACUCUGUUCCUAUAUUAUCUUGAAAUUGCUGUGUUUUGGUUUUAUGCUCUACACCUAUGACUCUACGAUGCGUUGAAUUUGCGUUGUUUAUUGUUUAAUUUAUGAAUUUGCUUUUGUUUUUUUUAAGGCUUUUAACGUCGAUUUAUUGAACGUUAUAUGAACAAUUUGAUGUCACAUUUUUCUUGUACGGUGAACGCAUUUGUUUAAUACGUAGGAGAAAAACUAAUAAUAAUUUAAUAUGAUCCAAAGUUAUUUAAAUAUAUGUUUAAUGUGAUGAAAACCGGCUGUGAAAAUGUGUUGAUAAAGAUUGUUGUAACUUUAAUCAAUUUAAAUGAUGCCUACUGGCACUGAAUAUUUGCCGUUAUAUCAUAAAAAUAAAGGUUUUGCGGUUCGGCUACCCUUUGGUAAAUUAGCUUGGGUAACAGUUUCGCUUCCGCUGCUUAGUUUCAUUUUUUGUGUUUUAUGGUCUAUUCUUUUUAAUUUUGAAAGAGCGACGUAUACUCAUUGUGAAGUUCCCAACUACCUGCCCUCGAUAUCCGCAGCGAUCGGCUCGUACGCCCCGCAGAAGUACGUGUGGAAGACGGCCAUAGCCAUCCAUGCGGGACCGAGGUUCCUGGUGGCCCGCAUGUACUACAAGUACUACCAGAAGGUGUUGUUCGAGUGGAUUCACUUCCUCGCGGCCAUCGCCUGCUGGCUGAACGUCUUGGAGAACAUGGCUCUCAUUGGCCUCACCUUUAUCACGUCAUCAGAAAACUAUUCUGUGCACGAGAAGUUUUUCGUGACGUUCAUGGUGGCCUCCGAGCUGUACAUGAUGUUGACAUGCUACCUGCUGCGCAGCAUGAGAGCCGAACCUCCGGACAAUGUCGAAGCUCGUUCGCUUCGUAUCAAGUACCAGCUUCUCGCCGUCAACAUGACCUCCUUCGCCCUGGCCGCCUAUUUCUUCCUGCGGCACAACUGGUACUGCGAACCAGGGGUGUACUCGCUGUUUGCGUUCUGCGAGUACGUGGUGGUCCUGACCAACAUGGGCUUCCACAUGACGGCGUCGUGGGACUUCCACAGCCGGGAGCUGCUGGUCUGGCCGACGGGCAUCCACUUCAGCUGACGGGUGCAGCACGGCAGCCCGACGGGCCAAUAACACGGGCCCCGACCCGCCGACGCGGGGCCGGGGCCUAAGGCCAAGCAGUCGGUGGAGUCGAUAGUGAGGCAGAUCCCUCCCGGUUCCCAGGGGUCGCAGUGCCCCCGGAUAUUGCCCUGUCUUCGGGGGACACCUCCCCAGACUGCGCUGCCUGUGUAUCAGCAGUACGUAUACAUGAUGGUGGACCACAAGGCGGCAGGCACCCAGGUGUAGCGAGUCCGGGAGCUCUCCCAGCACGUUAGUCCAUGGCACAAGCCUUUAACAGAACUAUACUGCACUUGGGCUAGUCCAAAAUCUAUCAGUAUCAAAUUUGAAGAAGAAUUCAGCAAAUCACUGCUUAUUACUGACAAUGAAUAAAUUUUUUAAUUACUUGACAUGCACUCAGUUUAUUGGGCAGCGUGCUAAGAAAAGAAGUUGCAUGCCUAAUAUGUUAUGCCUUGUUAAAGUACAACACAUUCAAGAUGUUUAGCCAUUGGACUAAAGAGAAAUGAAAGAGGGAACAAAGAAAGUUUAAAGUGUACUAUUUUCUGAAGUUUCCGAUACACAAUGUUACCCGUUAGAAGUCACCCUUUGGCAUUUAGAAAGACAUUCCAUUGUUUAAGAAGGCAGCGGAAUUAUAUUCGCGAAGAAUGCUGGUUUCUGCUUUAACUAGUCCACAGCAGCAUCGUGGUAUACCUAUUAGUUUGAAUCUUUGACAUUUUAAACCAUUUAUUUAACAGUCUGAAAAAUUGACGACACUGGGAUGUAAGUAGGUUGUUCUGGGCCUUCCAACUUCUUUCCAAUUAGUUGGCAACUUGACUCCUUCAUAAAGUAAAAUACCACUUGUUGAUCUCUGCUUAGAUGGAUUUUGCACAACACCAUUAUGUGUUCAAUGUAAUGCCUUGCAUAUACUAAGUCAAUGGAAGCUUUGCAAUCUACUAGAGAACCAAGAGACAUCCAGAGCUCCACUCAAGUGGCUGCAUUCCCAGUUAACCACGUGACCCAGUCAUGCUUCUAACUGUUUUCAUUUGAUGAUUGCUAUUUAUUGUUUUCACAUAUGGAUAAGUUUUUAAUGAGCUGAAAGUAAGUCUUGAGUAGAGCAACUGAAAGUAUAUGUUUGAAUGUGUACCAGUUAUGAUUUGAGCUGUCAUGAAAGUUUUGUUAAUUUUUUACUUGUUGAUAGCAUACUCUGUGCCAUCACCUGUCAAAUUUAAUUUUACUCUAGCCCUAAUGAGUUAUGUUGAUCAUGUGAAACUGUAACACUGUUAGAAUUUUAAUUGUGUAUGUUACUACUUUGUACACUAUCUAUUAGAAGAAAAAGGGUUGAUUGAUCUUUGGUUUAUUACCUUGCAUGCGUUUUUUAUAUAUACAGUGUAAACUCUAUAUAACGACACUUAACGGACUGAACAUUUUUCGGCAUUAUAGAGAGUGGUCGUUAAAUGGUUAUCAUUUUAAUAUUCUAUACUAUCAAUUUGGGCCACACUCGUGAGUUACAUUCGUAUCAAAACUUUGUGCUUCUCCAUUAAUUUUACCAUAGUUGAUAUGGUGACGUUCUUUGAAUUUCCUGUGCCAUCUUUCUGAUGCUUUGAAAGCAGUUAAUCCUAGUUCUUCGGCAAAUUUUUCCGCCUUAGCUUUCAUGAUCGGCCCCGAGACAGGCAUAUUAUUCUGGCGUUGUCUAUAAAACCAUGAUAGCGUCGCUUGAUCCAGAUCUUCGUAUUGAGGUUUCUUUAAUUUCUUAGCAGAUUUUCCAUCCUCCUUUGCUUGCAGAAUUUUUUCUUUGUUUUUCCAUAUUGUAGACACGGUAGAGCGGCUAAAUCCGAAGCGUCUUCCAACAUCAAUGAUCUUUUCUCCCGCCUAUAUUGAGCAUAUUAAUAAAAAUUUUUCAUCAAUAGACAAAGAUUUUCGUUUACUCGCCAUGUUUACAGUUUGAAAGUCUUUAAGCUACUGUGAUAAUGAUAACGUGUAACAACUUAACAAAAGUCUAGUGACCGAGGUAAACUUGUAAGUUCAUCAUACAAAAUCGAAAGAUAAGAUUUCUUAGAAUCUCCGGUACGCCAGUCGAAGUAAACACGUGCUAGAUAAUACAACAACAAAACAGCAAACAAAAUAACGUACACAUCUGCAGAUCUUAUCAACUUCGGCAACAUAGAAAGUAAUACUUAAUGAUUUAUAAUGCCUUAUUGUUAUUAUUAUUAUUGUUAAUAGAGUGAGCGUGACGCUAUAUAGAAUGUAUUAUUGUAUAGGAAACAAGGUAAACCAACAAAUGUCAAGCAAUUUCGACGUUUUAAGGAGUUGGUCGUUAAAACGAGUGACGUUAUAAAGAGUUUACACUGUAUAUUUAUUUAGUAAACAGUAAAGUCAUCAGAGAUGGUUAACACACAACGAUACACACCAGGGGUUUUUUCUGUGAAAGGAAUCAGCAAUGGCAUGUUUAAAGAACCAUUAGCACUUGCCUUGAGUGAUUUUAGGAAACCAUGGGAAACUGAAUUCCUACCACGUCCUCAGCAAUGUGCAUCCAGUCUCACUUUGUUCCUUCCCACUUUUCUCCGUGCUUUAUGCAGCAUGUCCACAGGUCACGAAUUAUGGAAAAGUCUGUAAUUUAUUAAACAUCAAAGGGGCUGAGAGUAAUGAAACUUUAAUAUACAGCAGUCUUUUGUAUUUUGAUACCUCUCAUCUGUUGCGUUUACACAUUAAAUAUAAAUGGCCUAAUGGAGACAGUUCGUUUAAUCAAUUUAAAAUUAUUUCUGAAAAGGUUUUAGCCUUCUAACUUAAAAAAGUCCUUGGGGCACCGCCUAUAUGAUUAGUUAGAUUUUGAAGUACCUUUUUUUUCAUGAAUUUUUCUGGAAACUUCUGUAAAAAUCUGGACCAUUUUAAGAACUUAAUGUACAUGGCAUCCUAAAUUUUCUCCAAUUUUUCAAAAAUGAUUGAUAAAACAUUUUCUCAUAUUACAUGCAGCGAAAAUUCAUGAAUCCAGCAUGGAAGAGGUUACAAUGAAUUUCAUAAUAUGCCUAUUAAAGUAGUUGGGAAUUUUUUCGACUGUCAAACUAGAAUGGUACCUAUUCACAAAAUUUUUCCAAUACACCAAUACAACUUUUGCUGAUUCACUGAUUCCGAACCAAUGCAGGGGAAAACACAUUUUGGUUAAAAUAUUUUUAUAAAUUUACUAAAUUACCCAAACUCACUCAUUCUAAGAAAAGCAUGCAAUGCAAAUGAACAUGUAUUUUAGUUUAUAAAUGGAUCAUAACCUUUAUUUUUUUUACUCUUAAUUUUAGCUUUUUUUCAUUUAUUUGUUGACAACCUGUUAGUUGCUUAUUGAAACAUGAAUUUACUCAUGGAGGUUGGAAAAUUUAAUUAUUUAAUGUUAAAUGAUAUAAAAUACACUAGAGUCCCGUUAUAGCGAGGUGUCACGGUUCCGGGUUUGAUCCUCGCUAUAACUGUGUACUCGCUAUAACCGAAUUGGACAGAUUUUGGUCUCAAAAACAUAAAAAAUUAACCCAAAAUAGCAUAAAAAUUGUGUUUAUACCUGUAUAAUUUGAAAAUAACAGGUUAUAUUAACAAAAUCUUAUUUUAUGUGAGCAGAUGAGUGAAUUCUCUAUAAAACGAUACCCCACAAGUACAAAUGCGAUCACCGAUUGCGUGAAAAUAACCAGAAAACCUGCUGCCGAUGCAGCAUUGUCCGGCUAUCGAUUAGUCUGCCGCUGCAGCAUUGUUCCGCGAUUGAUCACUCGGCCGCUGCAGCGACGCAUGUACGCCUCAAAUAGUUGCUGGAAAACUAUACUUUUUCAAUUAAUAAAACCUGUAAACCUUUUUAGAAAAUAAAUUUGGGAUUAAACACAAACCAUCACCACCUACUUCCCGGACAGAUACCUCAACAACUGAAAGAAACAAAAGUUACAAGAAAACUGUCCUAGCGAUUCGGAAAUAAGAUACGGUAGGGCCUACUAUUUGUCAGAUAGUAAAAUAAAUAACGUGACGCUUUUGUAAACGUGUCACAAUUAAAAUAAUUCCAUACAAGUUUAUAAAUAUUUGUGUAUUAUUAACGCGAUCAAUUAGCAACAAGUAUAAAGACUGCUCUGACAUUUUUGGCCUAACAUAAUUAUGAAAAAUGUUAUUAUUCGGUAAUGAAAUGUCCCAACAAAUUAAUAAAGAGUAUUUAUUAAACAAAAAGUGCACAUUAUUAUGUUUAAUGGCUAGGGACCCGGGAAAAUCGUGAAAAUUGUUAAAACCAUUUAAAAUGUUAAAAAUAUUAAAUCCAUUGAAAAAAUGAUUUAGAAUGUUUUUUUGAAUCAAGAAGUACUCGCGCAUUUGUAAAAAUUCGGUAGUACGUGCGAAUUUCUGUAUGUAUUCAAAAUUAUACAUGAAUGUUUCGGAUCCAUCACAGAAAAAAAAUUGAAUGUUCUAUUGAAAAAUGUGGCGGCGGUUACUUCUGCGACGUAGUGGUGCGCACGAAGCUCGUCCAGGCUGGCGGCAGCGGCGACGGCAUGACGUCAUAGGGCUUACCUCUCCCUCCCCUGCAGGCAUUCUUCAAGGCUCAUUCUUCCAGAAAAACAGACUAUCCUGUCUCUCUCUCUCUCUCGCCCCCCCCCCUCCCCCCCAUCCUCUGACUCCCUCUCCCUAUUUUCCAAAUUCCAACAUUUCCUCCUUUCCUGCGACCUCAACACAACACCUCUCGCCUCAGCCCCUCCCCCUCGUUUCGACACCGCAUGGGACGAAAGCCAGGCUGUAUAGACCAUCCCCGGUAAAAUGAAUAUUUUUAAGGCUCCUGCGAAAGCCAUUUACAGUCAGUAAAUACUGUAAAAGUUACUAUGAUACACUUUAUUUAUUAGUCACACAGCAGUACCUAUUUAUGCUGGUAAAUCACUGAAUAUUUGAAUUUAUUGCAUGGAGUAAUUUAGCAGGGCCGUAAAAAUAUUUAUUUUAUCGCAAAUGAACUCUACUCACCCUUCCUUCCUUCUCACCUUUCCGGCGCGUGACGCAUAGCAACGGAUAUUAACUUCUACAGCUGAUAGGAGGAAACACGUAGACCUGCAAGGACGGAAAUUCUUACAGCUUAACAACCCUGUGUGUAUUCAUUUUGAGUGGGCAGUGUCUGCCUAAGCUACGUUAUUUUAUUAAUUUUAUUGUUGUGAAAAUAUACCUUAAUGCGCAUGAACUCAUGGUUUUAAAAUAGUGCUUUUAUUAAUUUAUAAUUGGAUAUCUACUAUGUAAGCUUUUAUGUAGCAAUUUUGAACAGCCUUUUCAAUUUAUUUUGAUCUUAUAUACAUUUGUUACCCAAGUAAUUUGGAAAUUUAUUCAAGAGUAUUGACAAUUUUACUCAAGAAUUUUUGCUUUCCUCACCCAAGAAAUUUGGCAGGUGCUAUUCAAGAAAUUCCUGGGUCUCUAUUAAUGGCGAGUAAAAAUAGAUUUUGUCUAUUCUCUAAAUAGUAAGAAAUGCGUACAAGUAAAUGUAUAUCCAAAGGCUUAGUUUAUUCCAGUCGAGCAUACCUUGGCCUUUGAAGCCAGCCAGUGAUGCUGUGACUGUGAAGUCGCAUGCACGCACGCACUGAGUUUGGGUGUUUGGAUGAUAGCCGGCUUAUCUUGUAGCGACGUAGUCAGAAACAAAACAAAGGGACUGCACUGAUUGUAGCCUAGCGGUUGAUUACAUACGCACAUAUUCCCAGCACGUACAGCAUUUAUUAUACAGCGAAACCCCUUAUUUACGUUACCGUUAUUUACGUUUUCCCGUUAUUUGCACUAUAUUCUUGAGGUCCUGUUUAGUUCCCAUUUAGUCCAAUACAAUACUGUCACACGAAUUACGUCUCAAAAAUUGAAUCUAUCCCGCUAUUUACGUCUCGUAACAACCAUAAACAACCAGAAAACGGCCUAAAAACAUUGUGAAAAACGUAACUUUUAUAGUCUGCAAUGAACAUUUUAAAUCGGAAAAUAUACAUAUUUUAUAACAUGAAAAGUUGCUUUUAUUUCUAAACAUGUAAUAAUUUAAGCCUGGGCGUGUAAAAGUCCGAGUAAUUAUAGCAGGAGACAAUCUAAAAUGCACGAGGGAAAAACGUAAAAUGUAUAAACAUGGCUGCUUGUAAGUUCUGAUACUGUAUUUAUGUCACAACUUAGCCGAAAUACUGGUACGAGACAUAAAAUUCACAAGAUAAAAUGAGCGGAGUCUUGGUAACUGUUUUAUACGUAUUUUAUAAUUUCGGAAGUAUUGUACAGUUGACGCAUAUUUUUUAAACUUGUCGUAGGCUGGUCGACUAGUCUUUGAAAUGUUUCUAUUUUUCCGGCUACUCAGGGUUUGGUAGAGGGGGGUUCAGGCCGCGUGGCCGAGGGACUUAGUCUCCAGAAUUAAAAUUAAAACAACUCGAAUAAAGUUUCCUGGUCCUUUAUGCACAGUAAUAUGAACACUUUACAUGGGGCUACCGCGUUUCCGCCUGUGACUAUUUCUAUAGGGCGAAGCCCGGUUCCGCGCACUAUUGUACCGAAAAAUACGGGACGUCCCGCCCGUGACGAGUAUUACCCACGCUGCAAAGACUUAAAUUCGCUAUGACUCGUGUGCAAUUAGAUGGCUGUCUGACUAUACACAAAAACGACUGGGAAGAAACGUAAAAUCACAGUACAUGAAACGGCGAAUAUCCAGUUUGCAAAAAUACUCCGCGACUCGUAAAAAUUAAGGGAAGAACACACGUGAGAAUAAUGACAAGUUGAGAGAACGCGACUGAAUGACAAAGUAACAAACUCGACUGCAAAGCUGAAAUCACUUCUGCACUGCAAAGUCUAGAGCUACAGCAAAUACCGCGCCCGUUCAAUCUAACCGUCCCGGAGCGACGUCACAAAAACGUCCGUUGUCUCUCGUGCCGGGUCCACGACUGCCUCCCUGCCUCCCACUCCCCUGGCACGCCCAAGUGCCCGCGUCUCUCCCCUCUCCGCGAGCCCACGGAACACACUGAUAGGUCACAGGCGGAAGCCACGGCCUUGGCGCCCGGUGAACAAAUAACACUUACACAAAUACAUAACCCUUCAAUACAAAAUUAAUUAUAAUAAAAUAUAAGCAAAAUAUAUACAAAAAACAUAAAACAAAAAACAUAAAACAAAAAUAUGUUUACAAUAAAUAAAUAAAUAAACAAAACGUCUCACAUCACAUACACUUGCGUCGCACUAACACGCAAGAGAUGGCGCUGGCGAGGCAUAACGGCCUGAAGGAGUCGGAGAGACACUUUGGUCGACGUCCAACUAACAAUUUAUUUCUGGGGAUCGUAAAUAAUUAAUUAUUGGUAUCAAGACAGCACGAUGAACGUAAACUUGAACAUGUUACGGCAGCGAGAAAAAUGGUGCUUAUUCCAAUAAACUGGUAUUAGAACUGGACAAAACUGGUAUACGGGAGGUGGAGCUUAUAUUUUUUUCCGCUAAGCUAGCAUCUAUUGGCUGGCUGCUGAUAGAAGGUCAUGAGUCUGGGCGGAGCAUAGAGUGAGUUAUACUGCGCAUGCGCAGCUCAGCCGGCGGCUACGCCACACCAUAACAGCUGACCGAGUACAAUGACCUUUCUCCGCGUACGGCGCGCUAUUGACGGUAAAUUUCCAUCAAUUUGCGGCCUGUUUUUUUUAAAUUUGUUAGUGUGACACAAUGUGUAUGUAGCCCGUAUUUGUUAUAAACGCUGCAGGUUGCAACUGUAUUUAUAAUUUGGGGAGGCAAAUAAUCUCCUUGAACAGCCAAAAAAGUAAGCAGAAGAAAAUUUCAGAUUUUCGUGGUAGGAAGUAAUCGUAAAAACAUUUUGGUUUUUCAUUCUUUUUUUAUUUUUGUCAAAUGUGGUAAAUUAAUAAUUGAUUAAAUACUAAAGUAAAAUUUGUUGUUAGUGUUUUUGUACCUGCAUUAUUGUAUGUGCUAUUAAACAAACGGAAAAAAAAUACUAAAUAAGAUAAGCUGUACUCCUUUUUAUACUUUUCCCUUUAUUUACACUUUCCCGCUUUUUACACUUUUUUACUUUAUCCCCAUGAAAAGUGCAAAUAAGGGGUUUUGCGUACGAAGUUCACAGGAAUACAAUAAUAUUAAUGAACAGAUAACUAACGGAAGUUUGAUAAAAGAAUUAUGUACUCCACUUUAGCACACAACAGUGUUUGAUAUUCAGUUUCAGUACGUCCAAUGUGUCUCCCAUUUUCAUUUUGCGAUAAGUUGAAUGUUGUGAUUACAACUUGUAAACACAGCAGCGUUAGGCCUACAGAAAUUACGAACGUUAUAUUUUAACAAAACAGUAAAAUAGAGUAAAAGGACGGGGGGGAGUUUUGACUUGUAAACAUACAGAAAUUGGAUGAUUUAUGUUUGCAUAUUGUAUUAUUUUAUAAAAAGUAUAAAGCCUGGUACAGUAGAGUGCAAAGUAUAAGGGAAGACUGCAAGGCAUUUUACUUCUUAAAGAAGUGUGUAAUCGUAGCCUACUUUUUUUUUACCGUAGCUAGCGACGACCCAUUUCUUAACCUGAGUUAAGCUUGUCCAGACCUCAGCUUCUGUCUCACUACGCAACAUUCCAUUUGUUAUAACUUCAAUGGCCUCGAGCGUGGCCCCUCUUGUAGGUUUUGGUACCGCGUCCUCUUCUUCCUCCUCCUCCUCUUCUGCGUCAGUUGACUCUUUAUGCCCUUUGAUAAUCUCGUCGUCUUCCAAAGCUUCCCAUGCUGGCAUGUCAUCGUCUACGGCAAGGUAGUCCUCAUACGUGACACCCGGUGUAAUUUUGUCCCACAAUUCCUUUUCGAUGGGAAGUACAGGUGAAGCCAGAAUGUAAUUACGAGAGGUGCCAGGUUGGGGUGCUAAUGGCAUUCCAAGCUGUGUCGAGGAUGUGUCGCCGCGCUCUGUGGAGAUCGAAGGUCUUCCUUUUGCUACCCAUGUCGUAAAAUUACGGCAGGAACAAAUCAAAGUAAAAAAAAACUGUCUAAGUUGUUAGUUGCACAAAAUCAUAAUCUUAAAAUCGUAUUAAAAUUAAGUUUGUCAACAACAUGAAAACACUAUAACAUCAAAAUCUAAAACGGUAAAUAAAUCAAUGCAGAAAUCAAAUCUGUAUAAAACUAAAACAGUUUAAAGCACAAUGACUGAACGACUACGGAAAGGCUGAAUACGGACUACUGGUGACUGGGAAAGAAAGAAAGUAAGAACGGGAUUCUAUUUUUAAAGCCACCCAUUUGGGUGGCGGGGGCAAGGCUGAAGAAUGCGACGUGUCAACGGCCGGAUGUCUAGCGGCGAGCGAGAGGGGUGGAGGGAGAUUAGGCAGACAUAUAACAAAGCGAGCUUCACACAAUCACGCUGUAAAUUCCUCAAAAAGACCUCGUUAUAGCCGUGUUCUCGCUAUUACCGUACUCGCUAUAACGGGAUUCUAGUGUAAGUUUAUUUAAUGAUAGGCAACUAAGAAAUAUAUUUAUUCAAAAAAUAUGAAGUUUUAAAAAAAAAUUAAUUUAAAAUGGGCAAAAUUGCAAGACUUUGUACAUGAUUACAAUUGAAGAACUGGAAUUCCAAACAUCUUUAAGUGUGUGGUGGCAAAAAUUUACGGUACCAAACAUUAUAUAUAUAUAUAUAGAAAUGCAUUUCAUGUGGUUGCUUUGCACGACAAACAGUUAAAGUAAUUUAUGUUUUGUGAAGUCGUAUAUUGUUUGGUUAUUAAUUUUUAUUAAAUUAAAAAUCUUUAUGUAAGUUAGUUAAAAAAUGUCCCCGUCACGAUAUUACGAACAUUUCUUUGUAGUUGAAGGAGUUGGUAUUUUCCAUUGUUUGAAGUGGUAUCCAUGCUCUAAAUAUAGCAAGUUUUUGUUUUCAUCUAAAUUUACUGUACUGGCGAUAUAUUUAUUUACACUGUAUUAGAUUUAAGAACAUUAUUAAAACAUAGGAUGGUUAAGUUAGAUAUAUACGGCUGGCUCACGUAGCUAAGAAAUAAUGUGAAAAAAGUGAAAAGUGAAAAGGGUACUGGUGGAUUUUCAGUUUAUGACAGGCACUUUAAUUUUUCAAUCAUAUCAGCCGAAAAUUAACAAGUGUAUCGGGAAUCGGCAGAAACUCAGAUUCGACUAACAAUUGGCAAAAUUGGCUUCUGCUGAUUCGUAUCAGCACAGCUCUACUUCAAACAUUAUUUUUUAUUCCUUGCACUAAUAUGUGGUCGUAUAAAAUUUGCUUUGGACCAAGUUAACAUUAAAGAGGGUUUGAAAUAAAUGGAACAAGUUUGAUAGUAAGGAAGUUUUGAUUUUUUUUUUAAUUCCUUAGCAAAUUACAAGCCAAUACGGGCACAUAGCAACAGCUGCCCGACAAACUCCAUUAUUUUUUCUCACGGCUGCGAACUCUCGGUCUCUCUAAUUAUUACACAACUGACCAAACUACAUAUUACCUUGAGACAAAAAAUCAUGGGGAGAAAAAAAAACUACAAAAGAAAAUUAUGUUAACAUGCCAUUUCAAACAAAGCAAAAACCAGCAAUCCAAAAAAAAAAAGAUACAUUAAAGCAUAUAAAAACUUAAAUUCACAACCAGACAUGUAAACACAAGGCCUAGGGGUUUAUUCAAUAUAAAGUAUACAAAUCGUCAGAAUAACUUGAAAAGCAUGGAAUAAUGUGAAUAAUGAUCAUAAAAAAUAUAGCAAACAUAAGAAUCCUUCUUAAAAGAAAAAAAAAGAUAUUAUUUACAUGAUGUCAGAAAAACUAACAAAUUAACAGAAAAUGACGAAACAACAUAAUAGAUCAUUACUUAAACCAUUUAAUAAGUGGGGAGGGCAUUAGCCUCGGUUGUUACAACCCAUGUUUAUUUAACCCUUAGCAGCAGCACUGGUUUGUUGUGUCAAAAAUUGUUUCUGACAAAAGUUUUUAGAUAAUAUUUUUAAGGUUUACAAACAUGGAUAGUGUACUUACUAAGAAUGUUAAUAAUUUUUUGUCUUUCAACCCCUGUUAUUUUCCACCCCUUGCAGCAUUGGUUGGUUGUGUAAAAAAAUUAUUUAGAAUGAAAGUUAUAGAUAAAAUUUUAAGGAUCCACAGUAAAUAAGGACUGAUUUUAUAGUGUACAUAGUACGGAAAUUACAAAUUUUUUUUUAAUUUCUACCCUCUUUUUUAACCCCUUGCAGAAAUUGUUUAAAAAAAAAGUUCUUGUAAAAAUUUUAAAAUUAACAAACAAUCUGAAUGGGUUUGGUGGUGUGGUUACUAAGGGAGUUAUGAAUAUUUUGUUUUUUAAUAUAUGUUUUUCCACCCUUUGUAGCAAUGGUUAAUUGUAAUAAAAAUUGUUUGUGACACACAUUUUAGCUAAUAUUUAUUAGGUUUACAAGCAAUUGGAUAGAUUUAAUAGUGUGUCUACUCAGGGAGUUAUUAACUUUUUUGUUCUUCAACCUUUGUUUUUACCACCUCUUGCUGUAAUGUUUGAUCAUACAAAAAAAAUUUUUGAUGUUGUAGAUACUGUUGUUAGGUUUUGCAAUAAAUAUGUUAGGAAUUAAUAUUGUUCAUGGUAUGGAAAUUAUGAUUUUUUUAAAAACUUCUACUCCUGAUUUUUCCAACUACUAGCAGCAAUGGUUCAUCUUAUCAAAAGAUUUUCAGAUAAAAAUUUUAGUUACAAAUUGUAAGAUUUACAAACAAUUUGAAUGUAUUCAAUGGUGUGCCUACUAAGGUAGUUAUGAAUUUUUUGUCCUCUAACCCUUGUUUUUUCUACCUCUUACAGUAAUGGGUCAUAUAAAAAUUUUAUUUAGUCAAAAGUUGUUGGUAUCACUUCUGUGUGUUAUAAUACAUUCAAACAGACGUGACAUUUUCACGUCAUGGGAGCUAUAGUGAUUUUUCUGCUUUUCAAAAAACCUUUCCCAUUUCUACUCCUUUGGUCAGAUUUUGCCCAUUAAUGAACUUGACCAAGAUUUUCCGUGACUAUAUUUUAUGUAUCAGUUUGAAAGUGUAUUUGUGCAAAAUUACAGCAGUUAUGGUGUGUGUCUGUCUGUGUGUGUACUGUGUGUGCACACUUUUUUUUUUUUUUGUUGAAUUGAGGCGAAAAACUAUAUAAAAAUUUUCCCAAUGUCGCACCAUGGUAACGGCUACAAUAGGUAGUCUUUCUUUGAAAUAUACCUAAGAAAAUAGUUACAUUUAUGUGAAUAGUAGAUCAAUUAUGUAUCAUGUAUAAUUGUGCCUAUUAUAUAUCAAAAUGACCAUAUGACAUACAAAAGUUUUAAGUCCUGAAAUUGGUUCACCUACUAUUUUUAGAUACCUUGUUAUAUAAUCUGCAUUGCUAAGUCAUAUUAUGAUUUUGUACAUGAAGACAACAUAUUGCAAGGAGAAUGGACUGGCUAUGUUUCGCAUGGGUAACAUUUUCAUUUUGAGAUAUUAUACUUUUUUAAAGUCAUGAGUUCUAGUUUCAUUUCAGCAGUUUCAGAAUGUGAAUCAAUCACUAGGGUUUUGGUUUUGAGGAUAAGUUUUUCAUUCCUAAGUUCAUCAACGUUAGCACAAAGAGUCUGUACAGUUUUUAUAAGAUCUACUACGAAAGCUUCAGGUUUGAAAACAUCAAUCAGAGGUUGUUUAUGAAUGAUAGACUAACUGGCAACAGUUUUCUUGAGUGGAGAUUUGAACAUCUUCGAAAGAUCAAAAUAUGUUGUAGUUAAAGGCGGAGCAUUAUUAGGGGGUAAAUCGAACCCCAGUAAAUCAGAUUGAUUUAAAAGUGAUGCGUUAAUGUUGACAGCUUACCAUACAGAUGAAAGGUUGGAUGGACAGUUUUGAGUAGACCAAGGACCACUCGCGCACACGUCUAUUAGCUGUGAACACACGGCCAUGAAACUUUUUUGUUUUUAAAUUACAGGACCAAUUGAUAGCUUAGGAAGAGGAAGAGUUUGUUGCAAAUAAAAUGACACUGGGCCAUUUUUGUCCAUCAAAAUUAUUUUUACCUUUUACCGACAUUCCAUAAAAUGAGUAAGUUGUGUGUAAUGAAAAAAGAAAAAUUAUAUGGCCGUCAAGUGAUGUUUCUCUAUUUUAUCUGUCCUUUUGUGCUUGUUCAAGAUGAGUCCAUGUAGUCACAAUUCUUACAUUUAUCCGUUUUUGAUUCCUUGAAUCCGAUAUGAAAUUCUGCUGUGAAUAUUCUGCAAACUGUAUCAGAACCUACAGGAAUAACACUUGCCUUGGAACAGAAUGUGGUAUAUUCUCUGAUAUAUCUUUCAGUUAUGUACUAUAGACUUAUACCUUAAUUUUUAAGAGUUCUUGUGACGAGAUUUAUCGUGUUUUAUCACAUAAUCAGCGCACAUUUUAUACUAAAAUCAGGUUUGAAAAGACAUUUAUGCGAGAAAAAAAAAAUUUUGUUAGGUAAAGUUAUUCAUAAACAUAAAGCCCGUUCAUGGAAAGUACAUUUAUUUAAAAGUGGAGUAUACAAGAGCACGCUGAACAAUUUAAAUUAAUAAGUCAUGUAACAAAAAUCUUUCUUCAACUUUAAGUAGGAAAACAAAAUGUGAAUGUGAAUGCGAGCCUCAACUAACGCUUAACUAUCGUCGUAGUAUACACUUACCAUGAAAGAGUGUGUGCCAACAAAUGUAGUUAACUUGGCACUCGACAAAGAGCGCACGUUGCAUGCAAUCGGCGAGAUAUCGAUAUUCGACUGUGUGUGCGCGCUCUAUAUGGGAAGCAACAUAACCAAACAUGAAUGUUGCCAACUAGCGCUGGCUACAUUUUUAUAAGCGGUACACUGCGGCGACGCAGACAAAUAGAUAAAGGUUAUAACUAGGGCCACGAUUAUAUGGUGAAUUUAUAUGGAAAAUGCGAAAAAAGUGAUUUUUAAGAAAAACUGCUUAAUAACACCUAAAUUACACAAUACAAGUCUCUUAUAUUUUAAUGUGAAAAGUUUGAUAGUGAAGACUUGCCCGGAUCCUGGUUGAUAAGCUGGAAGAAUUUCCUGCCUUGCAUUUCUACGUGCUUCCUCUAAUCAGCUUUAAGGCGCCGUCCGGUCAGCGUGUGUGUUAGUGAAGCGGGAUGAUAAGAGCGAAGCUCAAUGGUAGUUCUAGCGCGGUAAAAUAUCUAAGUGCAAGGCUCUGAACUGGCGCGCAGUCAUCUCGUUCCUGUCAGAUAACUGUGAAGUUUGAGCGGUGACCGUAACAUUAUAUGGCGGAAAAAUAAAGAUAAAGGUGUAAUGAAUUUCCCUCUGAUACUUUCAAGAAAUUUGUAACGGGUUUUUUACACCUAAAACUUCGAAAACAUGCCUUUUAACCAUUUAAUCUCCUCUAAAUCCUCUUGAUCCGAUAUCAAAAGAACCAGUUGGGCAUUAACAAAUUCUUAAAUGCUUUUCGUAAACAGACUCCAGUUUGAUAUCUAGUGUAGUUUGGAAAUCGCGUAGGUUUUUCGUGGCUGUGCGCGGCACACGACUGUAGUUGCCAUUCGUCACGCGCCGAGAAUGUUGUCCGGCAGGAAGGGCGAGUAUAGUUCAUUUGCGGUAAAAAUGAAUACUUUUACGGCCCUGCUAAAUUUUUCCAUUAAAUAAAUUUUGAAGUUUCAGUGAUUUUCCAGCAGAAAUAAUGUUGUGUACAGGGUGUCUACUGACCCUGGAAAACCUGGAAAACCUGGAAAUAUCAGGGAAUUUUGUAAUCAGGGAAUAAUCAGGGAAAAAUCAGGGAAUUUUUUUAAAAAUCAGGGAAUUUUUGUUUGGUAGGUUGUAGUUGGCAAUACGUUUUUUGUUUAUUGAUCAGCUUGCAUUGGUGUGGCAUCAUGUGUAUCCCCUCCCAUUUUUAUUUUUGAAUGGCAAAUAACGAACAGUUCCAACGUCCAAAUUCUUUUAUGUACCAUCGGAUUCGGAAGUGGCAUCAAAUCACGUGAUACAAACUGGUUCAAGAUUUUCUGUUAUCCUGCUGACGUGACGUGCUGCAGCAUGUGCUUCCCACGUUCAGAUUAUACCGAUAGGUGCAUUUAAUUUUAAGUAUCUAUGGAUGCCCUCAACGUAAACUGGACAUUUUUGUUAGCGUUGAAAAUACAUAUCACAGACACUUUUGGUGAAGAUUCACCAUCUUUGCUAGAAAUUGGUAGCUGUGGGCUUCAUAUGGUCCAUGGUGCUUUCAAAACUGGAAUUUCUGUUACACAAUGGGACGUUUUUAGUUUUUUGAGGCACAGUUACUAUUUGUUUAAGCACAUAUCUGCAAGGAGGGCAGAUUACAUUAUAAUAACUGGAUCAGAGCUUUUUCCCAAGAAAUUUUGUGCAAUCAUAUGGAAUACUGCAGUUGCUGAGCAUGCCAUGAAAACGUUACCCCACCUAAAGAAAUUGGUUAGUGAAGUUUCUAUUUCAUCUCUCUCUUUCAGUGUAGUGAAAUGUGCUCUUGAAGAUAAUCUUCUAAAAGUAAAAUUGACAUUCUUCCUUUUUUUGGCAUCAGAGCUGGAAUUGUUUCUCACAAUGUUCCAAAGUGAAGCACCCAUGGCACCUUUUCUCUUUGAUUCACUGGUUUUAUUAGCUUUGGCAGGAAUGUUUUGAAACCAGAAGUACUGAAGAGCUUUAGGGAGAAACGCAAUGUAUCUCGAUUGGAUGUAGAUAACCAGGAAAAUCUAUUGACUGCUAACAAUAUCAAGUUGGGUUAUGCAGUACGCCAUGCCAUCAAGAAAGAGAAAGUACCAGAAAAGUCUGUCCUGUUACAGAAAAAUGAUAGGACUUGUCUAAAGGUUAUAGUAAAAAAACUUCAAGACAAAAGUCCCCUGAAGUACAAUCUUACCAAGGGAAUUUCCUGCUUAUGUCCGUCUGUGGCUUUGAAUUCGGGUGUGAGGAAACAGCGUGUGAAGUACAGUUUAGAAUGUUGUCUUCGAAACAGGUGGCUAUCAGGACAAGAAGCUGAUAACAUUGAGUGAUCAUAUCAGUUGGUAUGUUCCUUGCAAGAUUCUGCAGCACUGUUCUCGUCUUUUUCUCGAGAAGACGGGCGCCUUGAUCACUUGUGGAUGCUCAUUCUUAAGGCAUAUACAGUAGCUUCCAAAACAGGCCUUCUAAAGUUUGUGAGGAUGGUGUUGGUACUUUCCCAUGGAAAUGCAUCAUUGGAAAGAGGAUUUUCAGUGAAUUCUAAUCAGCUGACUGAAAACUUGCAGGAAGAAAUACUGAUAGCACAAAGACAGAUGUAUGACUUUGUUCAACGUUCUGGAGGUGUAGAGCAGUAUGUAAGAAAUGCUAGUUGUAGGCGUAAGGAAGCCCUGCAAACAAAACAAAAAGAAAAGGAAGCUACAGACAAGAAGAAGGCAGAAAAAAGAAGAGUUGAAGAGGAGACCAAGGCAUUGCAGUUGAAGAAGGCUCGAAUGUUGGAUUUGGCUCGUUCUGAAGUAAGUGCAAUAGACGCAAAAGUUGAGUCACUGCGAAAUUGAUGGGAGCUUCCUUUUACUAAUUUUUUUUUGCAAAAGGAAGUGUGUGAAAUAUUUGUAGCAGCAUCUUUUAUUUGCCAUCAAUUGAGUCACUUUGGCCACGUUUGGAAGAAGGUAUUUUUUUUACUAAUUUAAGUAAGUUGAAAUACUUUGAAACCCGUCAAUGUAAUAUUAUGCAAUUUUUUUCAGUUUCUUGGAAUGUCGUAAUUGUGUUAAAGAAAACCUGGAAAAAUUCAGUUUUAGACCUGGAAAACCUGGAAAAAUCAGGGAAUUUAAUUUACUAGAUCUGGUAGACACCCUGUGUGUAACUAACAAACAAAUUGUAUCAAUACAAUUAACGGUAAAUGGCUGUCGCAGGGGCCCUUAAAAAUUUUUCAUUUUACCAGAAAUGGACUAUACAAACCUGGCUUUCGUCGCACGCAGUUUGGAGAAAGGGAGGAUUAUUUUUGUUUUGGUGCCAAAAUAUAUAUUUUUUGACGGUUCCUGAGAAUGUAUUGUACUUUUUAAGAGAAAAUGUUUAACCAGAACAUUCAAAUGUUGAUUACAUGUGAUUCUAAACAACACAAUACGCCCAACUGCUAUUUUUUAUGUCACAAUCGUGAAAUAUAUUGUGCAAGUACCAUGAAUAGCUUAAAAACCAAUAUUUUUUAAAGACGAAAUGUGUGGUUUUAAAUGACGAAAUCAGGUUCAAAAUAAAACCAUAUAUAAUCUUGGCUCUAGUUAUAACGUUUAAAAACAUCUUUAAAAGAAAAUUUACACAUCAGACAACUUCGUAUUUCCGUUAAUAAAAUAAGUAAGUGGUAACGUCCGAAUAAAUAUUAGAUUUCUUUUUUAAAAUACAUUGUUUUAUACGGUAAAGAUACCUACACAAAGCGCUCGGAAUCUAAUAGCAGGACCAAAAACAUCAUGCGACAUUCAUGCGAGAAGUUUUUUUAUCCAAAUUUUGACGCCCUAAAUUAUGGGUGCGACGAUUAUGCACAUGGGACGAUUAUGCGAUAAAAGAGAAUAAUAAAACUCAUACCUCGGGAGCUUACUGAUGAAGGUACAAACAUUAUUAACAUAAGCUUCAAAUUUUUUUUUUGUUACUUAAGUUUCUACUCUUACUCUGAUUUUAGCAAUCCAAUUCUACUUUCUCUGUAUCUACCACAGUAUGAUAUUUUCAGUAAACUUUCUUCAGGAAGUACUUCCACUCAUUUUAUUUUUUGUGCAGUUUUUUGGAACAUCUGUAACACCAAACAAGUAGCAUUAUAAAUAGCAUUAAACUCUUUAAACACAGAAUUGCUGGUUUCUUUCAUAAAACAGUUAUUCUUACAGAUUUAUUAGGUCCCAUUUUUUGUGGAUAUUUUGGUUUCACUUUUCCCCGGUAUGCCAACUCUUACCCUGGCAGUUUUAUUUUUGACCUGUUUGUUGACUCAUCUCCCAACAUUUGUGGCAUCUUUUUUACUGGAUUAUAUCGUGAAGCCUCAGAAGUUUCAGCAGGAACACUGGUUAAGGAUGGGUGCGUAACAUAAACGGUUGUUUCCAGGAGCCCAUCUUCUUCAACUGCUGUAUUAACAGAAGGACCAGAUACACACACUUCAGCAGUUCUAGUUGGGUUUGAUUUCUGUUACAAUAAGUAAUUUGGCACUUUAUAAUAGAUCUGAAUAUGGUUUUAUUUUUAUUUUGUGUGGAUGUACACAGUACAUGUUAUUAGAUGCCCAUAUUUAAUUUUACAACAAUUAUGUAUUGCAAAAAUUUGGAGAAAAAAAAUUCCAGGUAAGCAAAACUUAAAGGUAUUUAACAAAAGUGUUGUGAAGCUUCUAGCUACUUAGGUGUAAAACAUGGUAUAUUAUACAUACUGUGUUUUACCGCCUAUGUGUUCUAUUUUUUCUGACUAAUAAAAUAAGUAUUUAUUACUUAAAAAUAAAUUUCCCUAGUUUAUUUAAAGUUCACAAAAUAUAACUAUAAUUUGCUAUAUUAUAUUUUAUUCCACCAAGAUAAAUCUUUCCAAAACUCAUGUCAUGCUUGUGCAGAUAUAGAUGGGGCAGGGUGAAGAACAUAUAUUUUACAAUGGCUACCAUGUUUCACAUCAAAGGAUAAAAUGAAGGUAUUAAUUUCUCACCUUUUUAUGCACCACUUUCAUCGUUGAUCAGUUGCACUUGUACUCAGGAUAAAAUAUUGGAUCUUUAUAAAGGUCAUAACAUAAAACACUUUCAUCACUGUCACUGUUCUAAGCUAAUAAAUUACUUUGUGUGUUACGUUCAUCAAAAUAUUUCAAAACACACUUUGAAAAAUUUCAUCGGAAAACUUCACACAGCCACCCCUGUUAGUUCACUUGUUUCACUUGCAUUCAGCUGCUACGUAUCAUGUAUUUUAACCAAUAUUAUUGAGUUUAAAUUUAAAAAUACCUAGUUGAAGUAUUCCAUAAUAAAUUGACUGUACCCAAAAAUUCAUUUUGUUAAAAAAUGUUAGCUACCAAGUUUUAUGUCUGGAUGUCUCAAUAGUUGCUGUUCAUUGUAAAUUUUGCUGCCAGAUAUAAUGGGUGUAAAAAAUCACCCAAGUGUUAUUAUCACUUGCAUAACUUUUUUACCCUCAUCAUAUUACACUUAGUGAAUAUCUGUUGAAAAUGUUUGUGACAACAACAAAUGCAAGGUAGCAUCAUGUUAAAUAACAGUACAUAAUGAUUAGAACAUGGAAAAGAUUCAACGUGGUGAGUGAGACCGAGCUGUAUAGCCCACUGUGCUUAACAGUGCCACUUCCUUUUCUCAUUUUUAUUUUUUAUUUAAUUUGUCGGAAGCUUUAUGGGAUGUGUGCUAAUAACAAUUUUGUUAAAUGUUGAUACAACCAGGGUACAUUAUUUAAAAAAUUUAUUUCAAAUUGCUCAUUCAACUGCAAACCAUUUACACUUUAUUUUGCAUGCAUGGAAAAAGUUUGUUACCAACACACUGUUUGGUAGGAUUUUGUUAGUAUUAUAAUUGCAAUGUACAAGACAGCUUGGCAAUGAUUGAAACAAGUAAUGCUAAUGUGCUUAAAAUAAGUUUUCUGUGUCUGUAAUUACUUUGGUUGGUGUAGGAAUGGUGGAAGAUAGGAUGUAUGAGAGUGUAAAGUAUUACAUAAAUGAUAGUUAAGUAUGUAUUUAUUGUGACCAAAAAUGUAAAUUGGUCCCUUAAGAAGGGUGGGUGUUACUAUGUAUUUUUCAGAUUCCAAUUUUUUAGUUUCAGUUUUUGUUCCAAGGUAGACGUCUAAAUUUACAUUUAUAAUUCAAGAAAAAAUGUACCUAGUAAAUGAGUUUUCAUAUCAGUCUGAAAUUUAUAAAACCUUUUUAUUAUUAUAUGUAUGCAUGUAUUAUGAAGAAAUACACAUUGACUUCUAAUGUAAUACCUAAAACUCUACCUUCAUUAUAUGAGUAAAAAUAUUGUCUACUUUUAUCAGCAACUAUAAUAUAAACUUGAUUCUUAGUAAUAUGUAAUAAAAAACAUUUCGAAAAAAAAAA